Messenger RNA from Girardinichthys multiradiatus, 3621 nucleotides. It is a transcript of the gene fem1b, whose product is annotated as fem-1 homolog b. Gene Ontology annotation, molecular function: protein binding. Lineage: Eukaryota; Metazoa; Chordata; Actinopteri; Cyprinodontiformes; Goodeidae. The transcript is spliced from 3 exons. The coding region runs from base 423 to 2306 and encodes 627 amino acids. The record is from RefSeq and is a predicted model, not a curated record.
CGGAACAGUCAAAGGGCAGCAGAAGGUUCCAGUCGGUUGUAUUUUUGUGUCGAACGUCCACUUCCGGCAAAUCACGUAGUCGCACAGGUGAAAGUAGCAGUUUUACUUAUUUAACUCUUUGGUCUGUGCUUAAGUUUCGAGACAGACACUGCAUGGGAUGGAAUCUCUGGGUGAGCAGAAUUCAGGGAAUCAUUUAAAACAACCGAGGCUUUAUCCUGAACUGUAUUUUAAGCAGUUGGCUAUCAAACAGAGGAGCUAACUGUUUAGCUAACAGCCUGUUCAGACAUUCGUUAUCUGGAGUCACAAACCCUGUGGCUGUUCGCUCUUUGUUGGCUAGUCGGUUAAACUUUUCACCAGGAGGACUAUACACCAGGUACGUGAGCUGAGAAGGGAGAGGCGAACGUCACUGUCUGUUGGCUCCCAUGGAGUCUUUGGCCGGCUACGUUUACAAGGCAGCCAGCGAGGGUCGGGUCCUGACGCUGGCUGCGCUGCUGCUCAACCACUCUGAGGCAGAGACUCGGUACCUCUUAAAGUAUGUGACUCAGCUGGCUGGCCAAAGGUCCACUCCUCUGAUCAUCGCAGCGCGAAACGGACACGACAAGGUGGUCCGUCUGCUGCUAGACCAUUACAAAGUGGACACGGAACAGACCGGCACAGUCCGGUUCGAUGGCUAUAUCAUUGAUGGGGCCACAGCGCUGUGGUGUGCAGCUGGAGCUGGACACUCUGAGGUGGUGCACCUACUGGUGAGACACGGUGCUAAUGUCAACCACACAACCAUUACCAACUCUACUCCCCUUCGGGCUGCCUGCUUCGAUGGGCGACUAGACAUUGUCCGUUACCUGGUGGAACACAAUGCCGACAUUAGCAUCACCAACAAGUUCAACAACACCUGUUUGAUGAUAGCUGCCUAUAGGGGCCAUGUGGAUGUAGUCAAGUUCUUGUUAGCGCAGGGAGCAGAUGUUAAUGCCAAGGCUCAUUGUGGGGCCACGGCCCUGCACUUUGCAGCAGAGGCAGGUCAUCUAGAGAUUGUGAAAGAGUUAAUGGACUCCCAUGCUGCCAUGACAAUGAAUGGACAUGGCAUGACACCAUUAAAGGUGGCUUCAGAGAGCUGUAAAGCUGAUGUGGUGGAGCUGUUGAUGGCUCACACUGACUGCGACCCUCACAGUCGCAUCGAGGCCUUGGAGCUGCUGGGAGCAUCUUUUGCCAAUGACAGGGAGAACUAUGACAUACAGAAAACGUAUCAGUACCUUCAUAAGGCCAUGAUAGAGCGCUACUGCAACCCUGACAACAUCAUUGUUAAGGAUUUGCUGCCACCCAUUGAAGCCUACGGGGGCCGCAGCGAGUGCCGAACGCUUCAGCAGCUGGAAGCUAUCCGGGUGGACAGAGAUGCCUUGCACAUGGAAGGGCUGAUGAUUCGGGAGCGUAUCAUGGGCUCAGACAAUAUUGACCUGUCACAUCCCAUUAUUUAUCGAGGUGCUGUCUGUGCAGAUAACAUGGAAUUUGAGCAAUGCAUCAAGCUGUGGCUUCAUGCCCUUCGACUUCGGCAGAAGGGAAACCGCAACACACAUAAAGACUUGCUACGCUUUGCCCAAGUAUUCUCCCAGAUGGUCCACCUGAAAGAGGUUGUGUUGGCCUCAGCGGUGGAGCAGGUCCUGAGCUGUAGUGUUCUGGAGAUACAACGUAGCAUGGCUCGGGUUGAGGCAGCAGUUGAAUCCGAGCUGCCGCAGGCCAUGGACAAUUAUGAAUCAAAUAUACUUACUUUUCUUUAUUUAGCCUGCAUCUCCACUAAGACUAACUGCAGUGAUGAGGAGCGUGCCACGAUUAACAAGCACAUUUAUGACCUAAUCCAGCUGGAUCCACGGACACGUGAGGGCUCCUCGUUGCUCCACCUGGCCAUCAGCUCCAGCACACCUGUUGAUGAUUUUCACACCAAUGAUGUCUGCAGCUUCCCCAAUGCCAAGGUGACUAAGCUGAUGCUGGACUGCGGUGCACAGGUAAAUGCAGUUGAUCAUGAAGGAAAUACUCCUCUUCAUGUGAUUGUCCAGUACAACAGACCAAUCAGUGACUUCCUCACACUACAUGCCAUUAUCAUCAACUUAGUUGAGGCUGGUGCCCACACAGAUAUGACCAACAAGCAGAAGAAGACACCGCUGGACAAGAGCACCACGGGCGUGUCCGAGAUCCUGCUCAAGACGCAGAUGAAAAUGAGCCUCAAGUGCCUGGCAGCACGUGCUGUUCGACAGCACCGGAUCACUUAUCGCAACCAGAUUCCUAAAACUCUGGAAGAGUUUGUGGAGUUCCACUGAUCUCAAGCCAGAGACCAGAACAUAACAUAAAUUAGGCUCAACAUAAAUUAGGACAUGUGUGUUGGUGCAUUCAAAGAACUGAUUCAUAUGGUGCUGAGAGUAGUUCACCAGGAACGUUUUUAAAGCAUUUUUACAUUAAUAAUUGUUUUUUAUUUUUAUUAAAUGUUGUUAUUGCAGACUAACACCUGCAUAAACAGUCAAUUUUGGUUGAUGUGCAGAGUUGCUUCUACAGCUCAUUCUUUGCAAUAAACCAGUGAGACCUCCUUUUAAUUUUCUGCAUAGAUUUUUUGACGUUUUGCUGAAUGUAUUCUUGAAAUGUGGAGAAGCAGCAGGCAGCAGUAAUACUGUCUCGUCCUUUCUUCCUUUGCCUUAUCAUUUAGUUAUGUUUGCCAUGCUACUGUGAUUCUGCAGCCUGAGAACCAGAGAAAUGAAGAAAAGGUUGUCAGAAAAAAUUGAGUGCCUGUAAAGAAAUGGACAGCCAGCCUAGCUUGGAUUUCCUGUAUUCAUCUCAUAGUCUUGUCUUUAGCAUUUAAACAGUUUGAAUUGAUUUAUUUAAAGAAUUUCUUCAGUCUGUUCAGAAGGAAAAACACAGUUAGGCUGCAAGGAGAAACCACUAUACAUGUUUUAUACAGGAAAGCAUGUGUUUUGUUCCUGUUUGCUCUACUUUAGAUAUUUAAUUUAUAAUUGGCUUGAAAACGGUUUUGAGUGUUCCCUUUCUGUGACUCAUCAGUGCAUCUAACAGCAUUACCAACAAUAGAUUUCAGACGGGUCACUCUGUGGGGUUGCAUGAGGCAAGGGAUCGGAGGCAGUGCACUCCUCCCAGCAUGGUGUUAAUCCUCUCAUCUACUCUUCUGUUCCAAUACUGGGUCAGUACAUCUCUGUAUGUACAUCGCACAGUUGCUGGAUAUAACCUCCUGGUCCUGUGAAACCCUGACGGUGCUGUUUAAUGCAUUUAUGAGGCAUCUAAUGUCUUUAAAGACCUUCUCACUGUUUUGACUCAGCGUUGGAAAUGUCAGAAACUCCAGGUGCUGUCUAAAAACACUAUUACUGUAUUGAUAAUGUAAAAACAUAUGCCCUCUGGUGCCCAUUUUAGACUUACUUCUUGCAAAUGGAAUCAUUUACUUGGUGCCCUGCAUGCGUGGCAAGUUAUGGCCAUUUUCUCUUUCGCUUUUUUUAUUUGGCUUAAUUUUAUUUUUGUGCAAAUCAUUUUAUGAUGGUGUUUAUUGACUGCUGGUGUUAUUGUUUCUUUUUUCAUUCCUUGGUCUCUAAAUUGGUAUUAUUGGUAAAUUAUCAAUAAAAAGCCAGUUUAAGUUGA